CCAUUCAUGAAAAGUGUGACGUGAGCGGGUCUUCAGCCGCCCACUCACUUCCCCGGUGCUGCAGGAGUUAGAGGAAUGCCCGUUGAUCUCCGUCUCUCUCUCUCUCCACGCUCUUCUGGCCGUUUCCUUUGCUCCGUCUUCACCGCCGGUUCAUCCUCUCUCCACCUGGCUUUAAAAAAAAAAAUCCCCCCAAAAAUUCCUUCUUCUGUUUUUUCUCCAUCGCCGCCUCAGAGCUGAGCGAGGACCAUGAAUCUGAGCCCGGUCUGCUGUGAUAUUAAACAUUCCGAAGACCAACCCGUGCGUUAGGACGCUCCCCACUCGUUAUCUCUGGGUGUCCCGUGCACAUGCACGACACCAUGGGUAGCUCCCCAGAGGUGCUCUCGUGGACUUCCUGCCCCAGUCUGCUGGUGGGCAAGCUGAAGGAGGAGCUCAAGCUCUCCGGGGCUGUGGACACCGUGAAGAAGUCAAACUCGCCCGACCCCCAACCUCCGCCUCCUCAGGCCCCUCCGUCCAGCUCGCCGCCUCAGAUCAUCACAGACCUCGCGCCGCCGUUACACCUGCCCGUCCCCGCGCGGACCCCCGCCAGGGACGAGGACUCGGCGCUGGGGGGUAUAAGUCCCCCAAACGUAGCCCUGAGUGUGGACUCGACGCGGAGCGAGGGCAGGCACUUUGACAACAGCGUGCUGCAGCUGCAGGAGCACGAGCAGGAGGAAGCGGGAUCGCCGGCCUCCUGUGAGCACGGCGGGUGCGGCAGCGGGAUGGAGGAGCAGACGGGGGAGGGCGAUUGUCCCGUGGACCACAGUGGAGAAGGGAAGCAGAACAACCACCAUCACCACCAUCACCACCACCACCACCCCGACGACAUCAAGCUGCACUUCCAGAGGGCGGGGCCCGGGUCGGGUGGCUUCUUAGAGGGGCUGUUCGGUUGCCUUCGGCCCGUGUGGAACAUCAUCGGGAAGACGUACUCAACUGAAUACAAGCUCCAGCAGCAAGACACGUGGGAGGUUCCAUUCGAGGAGAUCUCUGAGUUGCAGUGGUUGGGCAGCGGUGCACAGGGAGCCGUCUUCUUGGGAAAGUUCCGCUCUGAGGAGGUGGCCAUCAAGAAGGUGCGUGAGCAGAAGGAGACGGACAUUAAACCCCUGCGAAAACUCAAGCAUCCCAAUAUCAUCAGCUUCAAGGGGGUGUGCACCCAGGCGCCUUGUUACUGCAUCAUCAUGGAGUACUGUGCGCAGGGCCAGCUGUACGAGGUGCUGAGGGCGGGGAGGAAAGUGACUCCCAGGAUGCUGGUGGACUGGGCCACAGGCAUCGCCAGCGGCAUGAACUACCUUCACCUGCACAAGAUCAUCCACAGGGAUCUCAAGUCUCCCAAUGUUUUGGUCACCUCCAACGACACCGUGAAAAUCUCCGACUUUGGAACGUCCAAAGAGCUCAGUGACAAAAGUACAAAGAUGUCCUUUGCGGGUACAGUGGCCUGGAUGGCCCCGGAAGUCAUAAGAAACGAGCCCGUGUCUGAAAAAGUAGACAUCUGGUCAUUUGGAGUUGUGUUGUGGGAACUUCUGACCGGAGAGAUUCCCUACAAAGAUGUGGACUCCUCGGCCAUCAUUUGGGGUGUUGGCAGCAACAGUCUUCACCUCCCGGUCCCCUCGACCUGCCCGGACGGCUUCAAAAUCCUCAUGAAACAAACAUGGCAGAGCAAGCCCAGGAAUAGGCCUUCAUUUCGUCAGAUCCUCCUACACCUCGACAUCGCCUCUGCUGAUGUCUUAGGAGCUCCUCAGGAGACCUACUUCAAGUCUCAGUCAGAAUGGAGAGAGGAAGUGAAGAAACAUUUUGAGAAGAUCAAAAGUGAAGGCACCUGUAUCCACAGGCUGGACGAGGAGCUGAUCCGACGCAGGCGGGAUGAACUCAGGCACGCUCUGGACAUCCGGGAGCACUAUGAGAGGAAACUGGAGAGAGCCAACAACCUCUACAUGGAGCUCAGUGCCAUCAUGCUGCAGCUGGAGGUCCGAGAGAAGGACCUAAUGAAGCGAGAGCAAACCGUGGAGAAGAAAUAUCCAGGGACCUACAAGCGACACCUCGUCAGACCCAUUGUCAGGACCAACGCUGUAGAGAAGCUCAUCAAGAAGAAAGGAAGCAUGUCCCACAAACCAGGGAUGCCCCCCACUAAAAGACCGGACCUGCUUCGUUCCGAUGGCAUCCCCAGCCUCGACCCACUCCCCUCCCCUCUAUCGGCCAGCCCCAAGCUCUCCACGCCUCCCGGAAAGGCCCGCCACCGCAGCAAGCCGCGCCACCGCCGGGCCAACAGCAAAGGAAGCCACGGCGAGUUCUCCGGGCUGCUGAGGCCUCUCGCCGCGGCAUUGGAAGACACCCAGUCCCUCCAGGAGCAGCCGUUUCUCCUCCACCAACACCACCACCACCCGCAGACCGAGGCGCCGUUCCUCCCCUUAAAGGGCCGGGAGCAGGCCGUCGUAAACUGUGCCAACAACCUGCGCUACUUCGGCCCCGCCGCUCCGCUGCGUAGCCCUCAGACGGACCACCUCCAGCGACGCGUUUCUGAACCCAGCCCCGACCUCAUUUCCACCGCUGUGGAUGCGGACACGCGACUGCGCACGUCGCCCGCCGGCCCCGACCCGGUUCCCGGUGCCGGCGCUGGCACUUUGUGUCCCUGCUGCCAGGCUCACCCCUUCCCUGGCUGCCUACACUGCCAGGAGACCCCACCUGCGUCAAGCCAUCCGGAGUUGCCCCACUACUCCCUACUCAACACCCAGGAAGGCACUGCGUCUUCUCUCGGGGCUCCGGGCAAAGAUGCAGCCUCGGACGGAGAGGCCACAAAGAAGGCUCAGCCACAAGAACAACAGGCGUCCCAGCGCGCUCACACCCUGCUCACUGCACUGCCCCGCACUCUCAGGCCCCUCAGGAAGGGUGGCGACGAGUCAUCUGAAGAGGAAGAGGGGGAGGUGGAUAGUGAAGUGGAGUUUCCGAGGAGACAAAGACCUCAUCGCUGUAUGAGCAGCUUCCAGUCCUACUCCACCUUCAGCUCGGAGAACCUGUCGGUGUCUGACGGAGAGGAGGGAAACACCAGUGACCACUCCCACAGCGGGCCCCUGGAGAGGCUGAGCGCCAGUCAGGAGGAACAUCUGGACGAGCUGCUGUCUCACACGCCGGAAAUCCCCAUCGACAUCUCCACCCAGUCAGACGGCCUCUCCGACAAGGAGUGCGCGGUGCGCAGGGUGAAGACCCAGAUCUCUCUGGGGAAACUGUGCUCCGACGAACACAGCUACGAGAAUCCACUGCAGUUUGGGGAUUCAGACGGCGAUACGUCGGAGGCGGAGUGCUCCGAUGCCACCAUCAGAAACAACAAAGUCGGGGCCCCUUCCUCCUGGUGAAACCCAACCACAGGGCUGCGUUCAGUUUUUGCCUGGAGGCCAUCGUGUCCCACUCAGCCUUGCAGAAAACCCAGCAAUAAGAGGACGACAUCGUAUACAAAGCUCCUUAUAGCAAACCCCUCCACGCAAUCUCUCCCAGAACCACGCUUCCCUCCGUGAUCCCUCAUUUCCCAUCCUCUCUUGCACAGCAUCCAGGCAACACAUGGCAGGGAUUCCCUUUUGAAUGAUAAUGUACAGUAGAUCGUGGAACAUUCAUAAUUUAUUUUUGUCUGCGUUUCAAAAUCUGAAACGUCUCUGAUCAUUCAGAGAAAAGGAAAAAAACCUUUUUAAACUGAGCAAUCGUGUGUUGUGAGGACGACGAUGAUGCGAAGGAUGAUGAGAUGAGGUGUGAUUUAUAUCGCUGUGAUAUUCGUUUUUUCAGGUGACUGACGCAGACGAGAAGUGUCACUACAAGCCUUUCGAUCAUUGCUGCCAGCAUCUCAUUGUUUUAGACUGAAACCCACAAGGAACCCCCCCACCCCCCCUUUUACUAAAAUAAUUUCAUCAUGAGUUUACAGCACAGAUCCCUGUUACCCCACCUCCACCCCUCUGAUCCCUCCGCUCCCCCCCCCCAUUGGAGAGUGGGGAACGAUCGCUUUUCAAUACAGUUUGAACACCAGCAUGAGCAACUUGCCUCGCAACCGGACACUCUUCCUUUCUAAAUAAAUAAAUAAAAACCCAACGUGUGUCUAGUCGGUCGUCAGGAUCCCCGCUGAACUGUCAAAGCAUGCCGGCGCAGAUUGCAAAAUGCAAACGCUGCCAGAAGACUGCAUGAAGCGGACGAGUUGGCAGAGCAACGGAGACGAGGACUGACAACUAAAACAAGAUACAAAAACACCGGGAAAAAAGAGACUUUUCCUCUGCUCAUCCUUCUCCGAGACACGGCAACGUCAUUGUCAUCACCAAUCAGAUGUGAAGACCGGAGUUGUUGAGGGAGUUGUGCGUGUGUGUGUGUGUGUGUGUGCGUGUGUGUGUGUGUGUUUGGGCGUCUGUGAGAAAACGGCCCUUUCCUUUCCAUUCAUCGUCAGUUUCGGGUCUCAUCUCAGGAUUGUUCCAGGUCUGAGAAACUGGACUGGACCAACUAGUAUGGACCAUACAGGAAUAUAAAACGAGUCUUACAGACAGCCUCGAUGUUCAACCCUGUGUUGCUGUAACUGACAUUAAUCUUAUGUCGAGACGUAGAGCGUCAAGGUGCAGUACCCCAUUUUCUUGAAACCACCAUCAUUUCCAUUUUCCAGCAGUGUCAUCUGUACUGGCUGAUACACGAUGUCCAAAAAUAAAAAUAAUUGUUUGUGGUCUUGUGAAUAAAACUGCAAUAUGCAGGUUGGCGCUCAGGUGAGAAAGAAGUUCCUUGCUCGGGAUCUGCGGCGUCUAGCUGGCUAGACACAAAACAGUGAGCGGUGGCUGUCGGUGAGCAGCAAGUGUUUAGCAGCUUGUUAUAAAUGCUAUAUUCUAAAUGUUCAUUAAUUGGCCUUUGGAGGUGUUUGAUGCUCAGGUUUUAUGUCACUGAUUGGAAGUAUGAGCAAUAUAUCAACCAUUUUACUUUUUAUUCCUGCCAAGGUAAUUUAUCUGGAAAUCCAAAUCCUAAAAGACCCAGCAAUAUAACCAUAAUUUUUCUUGUUGUCUUUGAAAGGGGAUACUGCACCGCUGAGAGCUUUAUAUUUAUCCCUAUGAGUGUUAGUCAUCCACCAGAUCGUGCGGUUGAAUAAUAGUCAGCCAAGGUUGAAUUUAACAACAAUGAUGUCACAUCGUCCGCUUACAUGUUCCCCGGCGGCUGAGAUUCUGAGUUAGGAAUAAAAGCCAGAGACGAGGCCACAGAGCAAUAAAGACGCUCUUGGUUUUCAACAACCUCAUCUCAGUGUAUGUUACUCCUGUAUAUCGGCGUCUAUCAUCUGUUAAUGUGAUCUGUUUUUCCCUAUAACGUCUAGUUGAAAAUGAGCAGGAAAUCAUCUGUAUCGCGUCAGUAUUGGGCACUGCAGGAGGGUGCAUGAGCAGCACAAGGUGGAUCUAAAACUGUACUAAUGGAUCAAUUACCUUUUGCUUGAAAGCUUUGGAAAUAAUCACACCUGAUACAGAACGCAGCUGCUGCUUUCCUCGAGCCUCCUUCCACCUCCUCCCUCCGUUUACGUUUGUGUGAAAUAACCUAGUGUAUUGUAAUAACUGGGUAAUCAGACCAAGCUGUUAAUAGCAUUGUCUUUCUGUCAUAUACCCUGUGAAGUGUGAUUUGUUGUAAAGUUUUAAUUUAAUAUUGAUUUCUUGUUUUUUUUGUAGCUGGCCUACGUGAUUAUUGAAUUAAUUUAUUACGAAUGACUGGUUAGGUUUCAGGCAGCUUAAGAAAUGUCACGAUCCAUGAUUCCUCUUGGGAAGUAUUAUCAAAAGGAAGCACAAUGAACAGGGGAGAGGACAGUAUUUGUAUGGGAGGACAAGGCAUCGGCAUCAUUUUGUUUCUUUGUGACUCAGCAGGGGACCAUUUAGAUCACGGUGUACUGAUUUGACAGACUUAAGUUACCAAUGUCAAGCAUUCCUAAGGUUUUUUUUUUUAAUUUGUUUCUCUACAAAGGCUAUAAGGAAUCACCAGUACAACCAAAAGCUGUUGCAGCAGAGUAAAUAAGACCUUACGGCUGGAGGCAUGUGUGAUGCUGAUUUCUGCACUUCUGCAGAGAUCCCUUCUCUGUUUUAAUUUUAACCCAAAUGCCAGACUUCUGGGUUUUGGUGGAAUUGUUUCCAACUGUAGACAUCAUGUUGCCUCGUCCAAUGUUUCAAACAUGUUUUUUUUUUGUUACUCUCAUCUCUAACUCCCUUUCCUGUCGAAUGGCAUUACGAUCAACCAAUCCUGUCAGUUUCCUGUAUAAUCCAGUGUACAGUGCAUUUGGUAUCUGGGAGAAUAAAAUCAGAGCAAACAACUGCAUGGAAUAAAUGCUGAUGUACUGUACCCAA
Molecule: messenger RNA, 6359 nt
Organism: Gasterosteus aculeatus aculeatus (three-spined stickleback)
Lineage: Eukaryota; Metazoa; Chordata; Actinopteri; Perciformes; Gasterosteidae
Gene: map3k13
Product: mitogen-activated protein kinase kinase kinase 13
Biological process (GO): JNK cascade; protein autophosphorylation
Cellular component (GO): cytoplasm
Molecular function (GO): ATP binding; MAP kinase kinase kinase activity
Source: RefSeq, a predicted model, not a curated record